Messenger RNA from Rana temporaria (common frog), 3080 nucleotides. It is a transcript of the gene VPS33A, whose product is annotated as VPS33A core subunit of CORVET and HOPS complexes. The coding region runs from base 55 to 1902 and encodes 615 amino acids. The record is from RefSeq and is a predicted model, not a curated record. NCBI's taxonomy places the organism in Eukaryota, Metazoa, Chordata, Amphibia, Anura, Ranidae. Gene Ontology annotation, biological process: vesicle-mediated transport; intracellular protein transport. The transcript is spliced from 13 exons. Gene Ontology annotation, cellular component: CORVET complex; lysosome.
CCAGGAGGAAGGGAGUCUCUCAUUGGCUGUCUGCACUGCGCAGCUUCCCGUCACAUGACCAGUCACAUGAAUCGUCCUGUCAGAAAGAACUUCAACAUGGCGACCCAUCUGUCCUGUGGGCGGGUGAACAUGAACGUUCUGCGGGAGGCGAUGCGGAUCGAGCUGCGGGAGUUCCUGGAUAAGUGUGCGGGCAGUAAGGCUAUUGUGUGGGAUGAAUAUCUGACGGGACCUUUUGGAUUAAUUGCACAGUAUUCACUUUUAAAGGAACAUGAAGUUGAAAAAAUGUUUACACUUAAGUUGGGGCCUUUGCCACAAUCUGAUGUUAAAAACAUCAUAUUUUUUGUCAGGCCUAAACUUGAACUCAUGGACAUUAUCGCUGAGAACAUUCGGAGAGAAGAAAAGGGUCGAUUUCCACAACGGGACUUUCACAUCUUGUUUGUGCCUCGUCGUAGUUUGCUGUGUGAACAGCGGCUAAAGGAUCUUGGGGUUCUUGGAUCUUUUUUCCAUCGGGAAGAAUAUCGUCUAAACUUGAUUCCUUUUGAUGGAGAUCUGUUGUCUAUGGAAUCUGAGAAUGCUUUCAAGGAAUGUUGCUUGGAGAAUGACCAGACCACUCUUUAUCAUGCAGCUAAAGGGCUUACUACUCUGCAGGCAUUAUAUGGAACCAUUCCACAAAUCUGUGGGAAAGGAGAGUGUGCCAGGCAUGUUGCAAACAUGAUGAUCAGAAUGAAGCGAGAACUGGGAGGGAGCCACAACCAGAUAACUCCAGUGUUUGACACCCUAUUGUUGCUUGAUCGCAAUGUGGACUUAUUGACACCACUGGCAACACAACUAACUUACGAAGGGCUUAUUGAUGAAGUGUAUGGCAUCCAUAAUAGCCAUGUGAAAUUGCCUCCAGAGAAAUUUGCUGCCAAGAAACAAGGUGAAGGUGGGAAGGAUUUACCUACUGAGCCCAAGAAACUACUUCUAAACUCUGCAGAGGAGCUCUAUGCUGAGAUUAGAGACAAAAACUUUAAUGCUGUGGGUUCAGUGCUCAGUAAAAAGGCCAAGAUUAUCUCUGCUGCUUUUGAGGGGAGACACAAUGCUAAAACUGUGGGGGAGAUCAAACAGUUUGUGUCCCAGCUGCCUCAUAUGCAGGCUGAAAGGGCGUCCUUGGCCAACCAUACAUCCAUUGCUGAACUCAUUAAGGAUAUAACGACUUCAGAGGAUUUUUUUGAUAAAUUAACAGUGGAGCAAGAAUUUAUGUCGGGUUUUGACACGGACAAGGUAAAUCCCCACAUAGAAGAUCGCAUUGCAAAGAGAGACCCCCUGAUAGAAGUCUUACGACUAAUCUGCCUUCAGUCUGUGUGCAACACUGGGCUCAAGCAGAAAGUGCUGGACUUCUACAAGAAGGAGAUUCUGCAGACUUAUGGAUAUCAACACAUUUUGACUUUACACAAUCUGGAAAAGGCAGGGCUUUUAAAAUCCCAGACUAGUAGCAGGAAUAAUUAUCCAACUAUCAGGAAGACCCUACGACUUUGGAUGGAUGAUGUCAAUGAGCAGAAUCCAAAUGACAUCUCCUAUGUGUACAGUGGCUAUGCUCCUCUCAGUGUGCGUCUGGCACAAAUACUGGUCCGACCUGGUUGGAGAAGCAUUGAGGAGGUCCUAAAACUCCUUCCUGGGCCCCAGUUUGAAGAGCGCCAGUCACUGCCUCCCGGUCUGAUGAAGAAACGUCAGCAGGGUGAGAACAAGGUGAUGCUCAUUUUUUUCCUUGGUGGAGUGACAUUUGCAGAAAUUGCUGCCCUUAGAUUUCUGUCUCAGUUGGAGGAUGGUGGAACAGAAUAUAUCAUUGCCACUACAAAACUUAUCAAUGGCACAACAUGGAUUAAAUCUCUGAUGGAAAAGCAUCAAGCAGAGCCAUGUUAAAGAUUACGUUGGGCUUUUUCUGCAACAUUGAAGAACCAAGAUCUUUUAUAGAAGCAGCCAAGGCAAGCAUCAAGACUACCAAAUGUUUGGUGCUUUGAGUAUUGUGUGCAGUCCAAAGUGCCCCUGGAUUUGUUACUUGUUGCUUUUGGGCCAACAAAAGACCUUUGUACACACAUCUUAUAGCAGCACUCCAAAGGCAGGGCCUAAACGUGUUUCAUGUUCAGCAAGAAACAGGAGCUAAAUACUUGCAGUUGGUGUAUGAAAUAAUGUAAUUUCUGCAGCUGUAGAUGAGACCACACACAAUGAAGAGGAAUUCUGCGCUGAGUGUUUCAUUAAUAAAAACCAGACAUUUAAAUAAGCGGCUUAAUAAAAAAUUAUGUGUGUACUUGGCUGCACAAAAUCGAAGAGACAUGGAGAACAAGGCAACAUUGAGAAACGUAGUCCUCUAUGGCUUUGUGUAUGAUCUGUAUACAGAAAUAUAAAUGUAUAUAAACUGUAUAGUUAAUCCAUUAGUAACUGUACAUAAACUUACAAUGCUGCAGGCAUGCCUAGCUGUGGCUACACACGGUUGUACAAAACAUUAAAACAGAAUGGAGCUCUAUGUAAUUCACAACUUUGGGCCCUCAAUUUGUACUAGGAUGCCCUCUAACAUAAUCUGCAUACAGUGCAGCCCAAAAAAAUAAAGCUUUCGUUAGAGGCAACUAAAGGAGGAUAUAUGUUAGCUGCAAAAUGUGAAUAUAUUUCAGGUAUGCCAUCAGAGAUGCUCAAGUGUAAGUUAUAGGGCAAAGGGUCUGUUAAAAAAAAAAAAAAAAAAAAAAAAAAGUAAAAAAAAAAAAAAAUAUAAACACACCAUUUAGCUUCCUGUCAAGAUGUGGUUUUGGAGGAACUACGUAUUGGAGUUGACACUGAAAGCUUAGGAGACGCAGACGCAUGCAACUAAAGGGGCAAGAGCAGAAUUACAGACCUCUAACUUGGCCAAACGAUAGUCACACAUGUUACAACCUAACACCUUUUUGUUGACUAUACAGAAACCGAUAAUUGAUCAAUUAUUCAGAAAUUCAAUGAUUCCAAAGGUCCUUUCCUUUAGAAAUAACUGUUUGUCACAAUAAAUGGAGGUUUAGUUGCAAUUUGAUUUUUUUACAAUAAAAUAUUCUUUACUGAUCAAAUCACACAUUUAA